AUGAUGCCCCAACGAGCAUUGGUAGCACUUGCUACAACGCUGCUUUCGGCUGCCACCAUUUCCGCCGACCAAUACGCCAACAAUACCGACUGCCGUGUCCUACCAGGAGAUGCUGGUUGGCCAGCCAAAUCGCAAUGGGACAAACUCAACGCGACGAUUGAGGGCAGACUCAUUGCAUCCGUGCCACUAGGCGCAGCUUGCCACGACCCAACCUACGACGAGGAGAAGUGCAACUAUCUGCGCGAGAAUUGGCAACUACCAGUCACCUAUGAAGACGAUCCCACUACACCAAUGAGCUAUUGGUUCCAGAACUCAACCUGCGACCCCUGGACUGAUCGCUCUACGCCAUGCGAGCUGGGCCAUCUGGCUGUUUAUGCAAUCAACGUUAGCCAGCCAGCUGAUGUUUCGGCCGGACUUGUUUUUGCACAUGAGCAUAAGAUCAGAGUCAGUAUCAAGAACACUGGCCACGACUUCAACGGAAAGUCGGUUGGUCAGGGAUCUCUGGGUAUCUGGACUCACAAUCUUAACUCCAUUCAACCAAUCCACAACUACAGCCAGCCCUGGCACAAGGGUCCAGCUAUGAAGCUCGGUGCGGGCGUCAGAGGCUAUGAGGCAUACAAGGGUGCUCACGAUGCUGGCCUUCGGGUCGUCGGUGGCGACUGUGCCACUGUUGGCAUCGCAGGAGGCUUUCUCCAGGGUGGUGGCCACUCGCCUCUCUCUGGCGUUUACGGAAUGGCUUCUGACCAUGUGCUUGAAUGGGAGGUAGUCCUCGCGAAUGGUACGUUCGUGAAGGCUACACCUGAACACAACGAGGACCUUUACUGGGCACUUGCUGGAGCUGGUCCAUCUACUUUUGGCGUCGUCACCGCGGUCACACUACGUGCAUUCCCUGACGGACCCGUCGGCGGCGCAUCAAUCAUUUUUGACCGCAGUCAGAUGAGCAACGACACCUUCUGGGAAGCAUUCACCUACUUCCAAGAAGCACUCCCCGGACUCAACGCUGGCGGGGCGCAAUCGUCCUUCGCUACCCUGCCGCUGCAAUUUUAUCUGCAAGCUGUCACACGACCCGACUACACCAAAGACCAGAUGCGUGACUUGCUAUCAGAGUUCACCACGAAGCUUGACUCUCUCAAUAUCGACUACAACCUCACCAUCACCUCGACGCCCACCUACCUGGACCAUUUCGUAACAUACUUCGGCCCCGCACCAUGGGGCCCUUACGUCAUCGGUGAGCUCAUGACAGGCCGUCUUAUUCCCCUUGAAGUUAGUCAAGCCGACCCAGCCGCGAUCAUCGCUGCGUAUCGCGAAAUCACCGAUACCACACAGAUCAUUAUCGGCUCCACCGCCCAAGACGUUUCCAUCACGCCGCUUCGCAAGCCCGUUGCACCCAAUUCCGUGAUGCCCAGCUGGCGCACAACAGUCAAUACAUUGCUCAUUCAGAGCUACUUCAACUCGUCGAUUUCCUGGAACGAGAAGCAGCAUUUGCAGGACCAGCUUGUCGGCUUUGCGCAAAAGCGCAUUGAUGAUCUCGUGCCGGAGGAUACGGGGACUCAUUUGAAUGAAGCAAACUUUUCGCCGCUGAUUGACUGGAAGACGCAGUUUUAUGGCACUAACUAUCCGAGGUUGUUGGAUAUUAAGCGUCGGUUGGAUCCGGAGAAUGUCUUUUGGGCUGUCACUGCUGUCGGUUCUGAUGCGUUGGAGGUGGCUGCUGAUGGUCGACUCUGCGUUGCCCAUUAA
Alternaria metachromatica is the source of this 1737-nucleotide messenger RNA. RefSeq lists its product as uncharacterized. Gene Ontology annotation, molecular function: oxidoreductase activity; FAD binding. The transcript has a single exon. The record is from RefSeq and is a predicted model, not a curated record. Lineage: Eukaryota; Fungi; Ascomycota; Dothideomycetes; Pleosporales; Pleosporaceae. The coding region runs from base 1 to 1737 and encodes 578 amino acids.